CCACUUAAUUACACACCAUCACCUAGCACACUCCUUCUAACAAACAAGCAUACAUUGCACAUCAAGUCGAUGUGCUCGCAUUCGACCAGGUGAAGAGAGGUGGAAAAGGUAGAAUCACCCAGCACUGAGCGAACACAAACGAUCUUCGACACCACGUAUGUCCUCGACGCGAUUGACAUUACACCACAAUCCUAUUACCUUUGUUCACUAAACAACAAGAACGUCGACAAUGACAACUCGAAGUACGAGAAGCGCCCUGAGCGCCAAAGAACGAAUGACAGAUGGUGACGUCUAUGUGUUCUUGUUGCAAAAUGCUGUCUUAUCAUGGACUAUACAGUCCAAACUUGCAAACAAAGAAGCCUCAAAUUCGGCAAACAACUCACAAAACGCAUCGAUUGGCAAAAAGGGUGGAGGUGAAGCAUCAGCGAGUGCGGCACAAUCUAACGCUACCAGUACAUCACGAGGAGAUUGGAUGAGCUUAGGCGGUCUGGCAGACAUGGUACGGGAUGUAUCUGGGAGCAACAAAAGCGUGCGAUUUCCAGAAAAGUUCCUGAAACGAAUGGGUGAGAGGCUUGAGCAAAUUGCGAUGGGAAGAGAUCCCAAUUAUCGCGAUCAAAGCUUAAGGCGCACGAUUGGUGUGUUCUAUGGGACUUUCAAAGAAGCAAGCUUUCAGAAGCAAUUGAAGGAGAAUCGAAAAGUGGAAGAUUUGAUUUUGAACUUUGUUACCAGUGCGCAAAGCACUUUGAGUAGAACGAUGGAUGGAGAUGCAUGGAAGGAAGAAUUGGACAAGCAAGUUGGGAUCUUUGUACGGAUAAUACGUGAUUGUUUACGAUCCAUUCAUGGCGUAUCAAGAGAAUUACUGGAUAGAUUAGAUGGCUAUUCCAACAAGCUGGCACCUGGUCCAACGUCUCUCAGUCAACAACAAAGCCAAAGUCCUUCCAACAAUGGAGCUACUGGUCCUACAACCCCUAAUGUACAAGAGGAUAACAGAAGAGGAAGUACAGCAAGUUCACUUCACGCGAAUGCAACGUCCAAUUCGGCCACAAAUGGGAGCGUGAUCAAUGACAGUGUGUUGAUUCGUACUGUUGGCAUUCUGUUCAAAGUUGAUCAAGAGCAAUUAUUGCGUGAUGUAGAUUUUAUGCGCAAAACCUGCACAGAAAAGAAUGCAAUGAUCGAUCUCAAAAGGUGCGUGCAAAAUAUCAAUCUCCAAGCAGCAUGGCCAGGACGAAAAGAAGAUUUUGAGACAGAAGAAGGAUACCAGCAGUGGAGAAGCAAUGAAUUGCAAUCACUGUCGCAAACCAUGAUGGAAAUGUGUAAAGCCAAUCCAGAACUGCUCAAAAUCACUUCUUCUGAACCUAUUGGCGCCAAUGCUCCUUCUUCGCCCCCGGUUACAACAGAAGGUAAUACUCCCUCCAUCGAUGCAAGUGUUAGUCAAAGCGACACAGAGGAUUCCACCCUAGCUGGGGAUGCUGAAGAAGAGGCAUCGAUCAGCAGUCUCACAUUUGUUCCGCCCGAUCCCAAAGCGUACUAUCGUCGCGCACUAGAGAUGUGUAUCGAUUAUGAUCUCGAACAGAUCCGCAUUCAACCUGAAGAAGAAGAAGUUUCGCUCAGCAUCUUGUCACAAUCCCACAUUGACCUGUUAACUGAAUGUGCGCUUCGGUGGCGUAUUAUGCCGACAUUUCGAGCAACAAGCAAUCUUGACGUUAUAAAGUACAAGUAUGAUCGAGGUGAGGUACCACUAGACUGCAUAUCCGAAGCACUUUCAUCGAUCGAUCGAACGAUAGCAGAACGCAAUCUAACACUUUGGACCAAGUCGGAUCGAAGAUUGCUUUUCUCUUGCACAUGCUCCCUCUUCGAUUCGUGUAUUCGCUUUAUACAUGACGCUUUCCAAGAUCUACAGAAUAUCGAUGUUGAUGAAGUUCAGCCUUUCGUGUCAUUAGUAACGGAAUUACACGAUGCAGGCCUAGUGCGUACUGAUGCAGACCCAAGCGGUGAAGUGGUCGACUUGGACGGUUAUGCCGAAGAUUUGAAAGAUCGGAUACGAAUACUAGCCAUACACGAUUACACAGCCAAGACGACAGACAUUUUCAGUCAGAGGAUUGAUAAUGAGGUAGCACCUUUGCUGGAUUUGUUGGAUUGGAUAGAAAAAGGAGCCAAAAAGAUGGACAAAAAGUAUCCCGAUCCUAUUCUCGGACGAAUUGAUCCCGUUUCGCUCAUCUUGGAGAAACAGGCAAGUCUUUUCUUGGACGAUCUGGAAUCUAUGAAACAUCAGAUUGUGGAACAUGCUCGUCGUGAUAGAGAUUCAUUGCCUUUCGAUGACGUCUUUCGCCUUUAUGAUAGGACAGGAGAUCUUCUUCGCAUGCAUUCGGCCUUUUGUCCCGAACAAAAACUCAACUUCAAUCGUUCAGAUUGGUUUGAGCCUCACAUUCAACACUGGUUGAUGCUCACUGAGAAGAAAACUGCUGAAUGGGUGAAUAAUGCCUUGUCCUCCGACUCAUUUAUACCUAUCGAUAGCGAAGGAGCGGUUCAUUCAAGCUCGAUUGAUGAUCUAUUCGGUGCUUUGCAGCAACCUUUGGAUUUCAUCCUUUCACUUCAAUGGCCUGAUGCAUAUCAAAAUGCUCGCUUUUUGACCAGCAUGGCACGUACGAUCAGCAGAAGUAUUGAACAGUAUUGUGCAAAAGUAGAAGAGAUGUUUAUGGAAGAAAUGUUCCCUCGAACAAGCGAUGGUCAAGAAAAGCAAAGUGCAUGGAUGGUAAAAGCGAAGCAAACAUUACAAGGAGAGAAAAAGGUGGAACCGUUUCACUUCCAAACCAGUACAUGUGUAAAGCUGAACAAUGUCGAAGCUGCACGAAUUUUGUUGGACAAGAUCUACAAUAAGGUCGACGCUGAUACCCAAGCACGCAUUAUAGGACAAAAUGCACCUAAAGUGCCUGAUAAGAGGCAAAAACAAAGGUACAUCUUUACCGUCAAGGUGGUCUUGGGUGAGAAUCUGCAGCCGGUCAAGGACAGUUCGGCAAAUGCACGCAUUGAUUCAUUCGUUACUUUGUCAGAUGAACGUGGAGCAAAGAUUGCGAAAACAAGAACAAUCUAUGAAACGCCGGAUCCCAGAUGGGAUGAAACAUUUGACAUUCCUGUCGAGGGUAAUCUAUGGCUAGCCGCUACUGUUUGGGACAGAAAGCUGGUUGGUGAUCACAAUCUGUGCGGGCGUGCAUACCUCCGAUUGGACCCAAGGUAUUUCAAUGACUUCUUAAAUCAUGAAUUGUGGCUCAACCUUGAUACACAAGGACGUCUCUUGAUGCGCGUAAGCAUGGAAGGCGAAAAGGAUGAUAUUCUUUUCUACUUUGGACGUGCAUUCCGAUCUCUGAAACGUGCCGAAAGCGAUAUGAUCCGUAUCAUUGUGGAUAAGAUGUCUGUCUUCAUUCGACAAUGUCUAUCACGCUCUGUACUUAAAUCUUUGGUGAAAACGAGCGGUAUCAAUCUUGACAAAGCCUUGGGUAACGUAAAGGCUUUAUACGCCCAAGCACUAGCAAGUACCAAUGUGAAUGCGUCCAUGAUUCCGCCAAUCGAGUCAGAAAUGCCAAAGAAGCAAAGACCUCAACAAUUGACGGAUCACGAGAUUGAAGCAGCUAUUUCGCCGCUAUUUGAUUAUUUGGAGGAGUGUCUAGGUACUCUCAAGAGCAGCUUGAGCGAUGACGAGUCUCUGUUGGUUCUCACAAAGGUUUGGAAAGAGGUAUUGAAUACGAUCGAAUGCAUUCUUCUUCCGCCACUCUCGGACGGACCUUCAGAUAUGACACAAUUAUCCGGAAAGGAAGUCGAAGUGGUGUUCAAGUGGUUGAGUAUGUUGCGAAAUUACUUCAAUGCAUACGACGAUGAAUCAGGCAUCGCACAUGGAGUUCCAUUGGAAGUAUUGCAAGGACCGAAAUAUCGUGAAAUUGUGUCUUAUACCCUUUUUCACGACGCCCCCACAGAUGAUUUGAUGGAAUCCUGUGUGCGGGAAAUGCAAAAGAGAUUACGAAGGGCUCCAUCAAAACGUGUGAAGAACAAGAGUGUUUUGCAACAAAGAUCAUUGGGGACGAUUAAGAAGCGCAAAGCAGAUAAGAAAAAUGAAGAACAGAAUGCUGAUGACAACUUGGACGUGAUUCUUCGUCUUUUACGAAUGCGUCCGAAUACUACAGACUUCUUGCAACAACAAUUCUCUACUAUGGGACGCUUACAAGCUGCAAUGGGCACCAUGCCUCCUACGAAUAACAUGAAUGCAACUCAACAAUUUCCACAUCCACACAUGCACGCACAAGCAUCUCCUUUGCAUCCGCAAAUGGCCAACAUUCCACCUUCUUAUCCUCAACAACCUGCCCGUGGUAUAGCCCCACCUCCUUCCUAUAACACGCCAAAUAACACACGACCUUCGCUCAAUCAAAGGUUGAGUAAAACACUUCAGCAAUCCACUUUGGACAACCGGGCAACACCGCCUGCUUCGCCGAUGCGGGAAUCCAGACAAUUCUAUCAAUGA
Molecule: messenger RNA, 4510 nt
Organism: Meira miltonrushii
Lineage: Eukaryota; Fungi; Basidiomycota; Exobasidiomycetes; Exobasidiales; Brachybasidiaceae
Exons: 3
Coding region: 230-4510 (1426 amino acids)
Source: RefSeq, a predicted model, not a curated record